Molecule: messenger RNA, 6365 nt
Organism: Mus caroli (Ryukyu mouse)
Lineage: Eukaryota; Metazoa; Chordata; Mammalia; Rodentia; Muridae
Gene: Plcl1
Product: phospholipase C like 1 (inactive)
Biological process (GO): release of sequestered calcium ion into cytosol; regulation of synaptic transmission, GABAergic; phosphatidylinositol metabolic process
Molecular function (GO): phosphatidylinositol-4,5-bisphosphate phospholipase C activity
Source: RefSeq, a predicted model, not a curated record
GGAGUGGAGGCCGCCGCCGCCGCACUUCCUGGGGCCGCCGCGCUGCGGUCGGCGGGCAGGUGGCUGGUGGCCGAUCCGCAGUCGCCGCUCCGGCCGCGCACGUCCCGGCUCCCGGAGGCUCCUGGCUCCGGCGCCCGCUGCCUUUUGUCUGCACAGAGCCGGCGCUCGCCUCGCGUCUUCGGUACCUCCCGCUGCUUUUCGCCUGCUUCUCCCUCCCGCUCACAUCUUCUCCCCGCCCCCGCCGCCCGUCCGCGCCGGCCCGCUGACCUCCUGGACCACAGCCCGAGGACGCCUCUGCCGGAGCGAUGUCUCCUCUCUACAAAGUUGUGGCUGCCACUGCAGCGGCCGUGGCGCGCUAAAACAAAGUCUAGCGGGGUUUCCUCCUGGUGCCUGAGCGCACCGGUGCCCGGGGCUGGACGCCGCUGGCGGUCGUGCUGUCUCGCCGGGACUCUAGAACGUGCUUGGCUAUGGCUGAGGGCGCGGCUAGCAGGGAGGCUCCGGCGCCUCUCGACGUUGCCGGGGGCGAAGACGACCCCCGAGCCGGCGCCGACGCUGCCUCAGGGGACGCCCCACCCGCGGCCUUGGGGGGCCGGAUGAGGGACCGUCGCAGUGGGGUCACGCUGCCGGGAGCUGCGGGGGUCCCGGCGGAUAGCGAGGCCGGCCUCCUGGAGGCUGCACGAGCGACCCCGCGGCGUAGCAGCAUCAUCAAGGAUCCUUCAAACCAAAAAUGUGGUGGCAGAAAGAAAACAGUGUCUUUCAGUAGCAUGCCAUCAGAGAAGAAGAUUAGCAGUGCCCACGACUGCAUUAGCUUCAUGCAGGCUGGCUGCGAGCUGAAGAAAGUGCGCCCGAACUCUCGAAUCUACAACCGAUUCUUCACCCUAGAUACCGACCUCCAGGCUCUACGCUGGGAACCUUCCAAGAAAGACCUUGAAAAAGCCAAGCUGGACAUUUCUGCCAUCAAAGAGAUCAGGCUGGGGAAGAACACAGAGACGUUCAGAAACAAUGGCCUUGCUGACCAGAUCUGCGAAGACUGUGCUUUCUCCAUACUCCAUGGGGAAAAUUACGAGUCUCUGGACCUAGUUGCCAAUUCAGCAGAUGUGGCAAACAUCUGGGUGUCAGGGUUACGGUACCUGGUCUCUCGUAGUAAGCAACCGCUUGAUUUUAUAGAGGGUAACCAGAACACACCACGGUUCAUGUGGCUGAAAACGGUGUUUGAAGCAGCAGAUGUUGAUGGAAAUGGGAUUAUGUUAGAAGACACUUCAGUGGAGUUAAUAAAACAACUCAACCCUACUCUGAAGGAAUCUAAGAUCAGGUUAAAAUUUAAAGAAAUCCAGAAGAGCAAAGAAAAACUAACUACCCGGGUGACAGAGGAGGAAUUCUGUGAAGCGUUUUGCGAACUGUGCACCAGGCCAGAAGUGUACUUCUUACUUGUCCAGAUAUCUAAGAACAAAGAGUACCUGGAUGCCAAUGACCUCAUGCUCUUCUUAGAAGCUGAGCAAGGUGUCACCCACAUCACUGAGGAUAUGUGCUUAGACAUCAUUAGGAGAUAUGAGCUCUCUGAAGACGGCCGCCAGAAAGGCUUCCUUGCAAUUGAUGGGUUUACCCAGUAUUUAUUGUCUCCAGAAUGUGACAUUUUUGAUCCAGAGCAAAAAAAAGUUGCCCAAGAUAUGACCCAACCCUUAUCUCACUACUAUAUCAAUGCGUCUCAUAAUACCUACCUGAUAGAAGAUCAGUUCAGGGGACCAGCAGAUAUCAAUGGGUAUGUGAGAGCAUUGAAGAUGGGCUGUAGAAGCAUUGAGCUCGAUGUGAGUGAUGGUCCGGAUAAUGAGCCCAUCCUUUGUAAUAGGAACAACAUGGCCAUGCAGCUCUCCUUUCGAAGCGUUCUGGAGGUGAUAAAUAAGUUUGCCUUUGUUGCUUCAGAGUACCCACUCAUUCUCUGCUUGGGGAAUCACUGCUCUCUGCCUCAGCAGAAAGUCAUGGCGCAGCAGAUGAAAAAGGUGUUUGGCGAGAAACUUUAUACAGAAGCACCUUUGUCUUCAGAAUCCUACCUCCCAUCACCUGAAAAACUAAAAAAUAUGAUUAUUGUGAAAGGAAAGAAAUUGCCUUCGGAAUCAGAUCUGUUAGAAGGAGAAGUGACAGACGAGGAUGAAGAAGCCGAGAUGUCGCGGAGGAUGUCAGGGGAUUACAACGGUGAGCAGAAACAUAUCUGGCUCUGCCGAGAGCUCUCUGACUUGGUAUCCAUCUGUAAAUCUGUUCAGCACAGGGAUUUUGAACUGUCUAUGAAAACCCAAAACUACUGGGAAAUUUGUUCAUUUAGUGAAACAGAGGCCAGCCGGAUUGCAAAUGAAUACCCAGAGGACUUCGUGAAUUAUAACAAGAAGUUCUUAUCAAGGGUCUACCCUAGUGCCAUGCGGAUAGAUUCCAGUAAUUUGAACCCACAGGACUUCUGGAACUGUGGCUGUCAGAUUGUGGCGAUGAAUUUUCAAACUCCCGGUCCAAUGAUGGACCUCCACACUGGCUGGUUUCUUCAAAAUGGAGGAUGUGGCUACGUCCUCAGACCAUCUAUCAUGCGAGAUGAAGUUUCGUACUUCAGCGCAAAUACAAAGGGCAUUGUCCCUGGCGUGUCUCCCCUGGUUCUUCACAUCAAGAUCAUCAGUGGUCAGAACUUCCCAAAGCCCAAAGGAGCCUGUGCCAAAGGGGAUGUCAUAGACCCCUAUGUUUGUGUGGAGAUUCACGGAAUUCCAGCUGAUUGCUGCGAGCAAAGAACUAAAACUGUACAACAGAACAGCGAUAAUCCAAUUUUUGAUGAAACUUUCGAGUUUCAAGUCAACCUUCCCGAGCUGACCAUGGUCCGUUUUGUCAUUUUGGAUGAUGAUUAUAUUGGGGAUGAGUUCAUUGGGCAGUAUACGAUCCCAUUUGAAUGUCUGCAGCCCGGGUACCGGCACGUUCCCUUGCGCUCCUUUGUUGGGGAUAUCAUGGAGCACGUGACCCUUUUCGUCCACAUAGCAAUAACCAACCGCAGUGGAGGAGGAAAACCACAGAAGCGAAGCCUUUCUGUGAGAAUGGGGAAGAAAGUUCGAGAAUACACCAUGCUCAGGAAUAUUGGUCUUAAGACCAUAGAUGAUAUCUUCAAAAUAGCAGUUCAUCCCUUACGAGAAGCCAUAGAUAUGAGAGAAAACAUGCAGAACGCCAUAGUGUCUGUUAAGGAGCUGUGUGGACUCCCGCCGAUUGCCAGUCUGAAACAGUGCCUGUUAACCCUGUCCUCUCGUCUCAUCACCAGUGACAGUACUCCCUCCGUGUCUCUGGUGAUGAAGGACUGCUUUCCUUACCUGGAGCCUCUGGGUGCGAUUCCAGAUGUGCAGAAGAGGAUGCUGGCUGCAUAUGAUCUGAUGAUUCAAGAGAGCCGGGUCCUCAUAGAAAUGGCUGACACAGUUCAGGAAAAGAUUGUACAGUGUCAGAAAGCAGGGAUGGAAUUCCAUGAGGAGCUUCAUAAUCUGGGGGCAAAGGAAGGCUUGAAGGGAAGAAAACUCAACAAGGCCAUUGAGAGCUUCGCUUGGAAUAUUACUGUAUUGAAGGGACAAGGAGACCUGCUGAAGAAUGCCAAGAAUGAAGCCGUGGAGAAUAUAAAGCAAAUCCAGCUGGCCUGCUUGUCUUGUGGACUGAGUAAAGGCCCUGGCGGUGGCGCAGAGGCCAAGGGCAAGCGCAGCUUGGAAGCGAUAGAGGAGAAAGAAAGUAGUGAGGAGAACGGGAAGCUGUGAGCUGGGCAGUGCACAUGACCUCAUCGAGCACCGCGGCUUCUCAUUCUUGUCUCUUUGUUUUGUUUUUACAUUCUUCAGAUGUUCACAGAAAUGAUCCCCCCUGUGGGGUGUUGUACAUAAACAUAUAUUUUCACAGUGUCAGUAUUUUACUGUAGUUAAUUUAUCUAAGUUAAAACUUUUAGUAGCAGUAUUUUAAACUCUAAGCUGUGAGUAUAUACUUACAUGUGGCUGCCUUGUGCCUGUGUGCAUCCGUGCGUGCGUGCGUGCGUGCGUGCGUGUGUGUGUGUGUGUGUGUGUGUGUGUGUGUGNGAGAGAGAGAGAGAGAGAGAGAGAGAGAGAGAGAGAGAGAGAGAGAGAAAAGAGUUCCUAUUAAAACAUUCUCUGUCGCAUUGUUGGUUUUAGUAAGUUAUUCUUUUAUCUUUAUGAUCAUUUGGGGACAGCUGAUAAUCUGAAUUCUAAUGAGCACUUAUUAUAACCCAUUGCUGCGGUUAGUUUUACCCCUCUGCUUUUGUCAUAUAAUUUUGAGAUCUUAGCACAGCUUAUUGAAGAAAACCAAAUUUAUAAAAGCAAAGGUGUUUUAUAGAUUACAUAUAGAUUUAAAAAUUCCUAAAAAUUUCAUCAGAAAUGAACACGAAUAGAAAUCUUUUAAAAUCAGAAUUCUGGAAAGAUAAAUUCAUUUCUUCAUUAGCAAAAUCUUUAAAAUAUUUAUUAAAUAAAAUCAAAUUUAGGAAGUUUCUGUAGAUGUUUACUAAGCACAUGGUUUUUGGUAGAAAAGCUGACGACAGUGAAUUUGUAGCCACCGGGCAGUACUUUGAAACAUACUAAAUGCCCUGUUGUAACUAGCACUGUUGUGACAGGUACAUCCAAUUGUGAAAUUUCAAGGUUUGCAGAAAGACUCCAUUCUCCUGAGAUUGGAGUAUGGAAUUCAUUUUCUAUUACCAGUUGGGGCAGAUACAGUGCUUGGCAAGGACUGGAUUUAGUGUAGAGUACUAAAUUUAAAUGUAAAGACAUUGUUAAAAUAAUAUAUCAUCAUGUCGAGCUGGCAAAAAAUCUGUAAGUCAGAUAACAUCUUUAUGAUGAUUUUAAAACUAACUAAUUAGACAGCAUGUAUUUUAAAACAUACAGUAAAAACCACAAGCAAAUGGCUAAUUAGGGUACAUUUAUAAUUAUAUUUAGAUAAUUUUACCCUAAUGUCUUCAUAAACUUCUUAAAUGUGAUGUUCAUUCAUUACCACCAACAGAACUAAAUGUUCUAUGGUUAUGAAAGAAUAUAUUUAUUUAAAACAUUGCUUUUAUUUUGAAAAGCUUCUUAAUUAAUUUGAUUAACAAAUAUGCUAAUUUGGGGGGGGUACCUAGAGAAGAUGAAACUUUGCGAUCGUAAUCAUCCUCUACAGCUACCGCGCUUGUUCUCACUGCUCUCACUGCCACUCUGUUCUUGCUGCGCAUCACCAAAAGAGUAAAGAUACUGAAAACAGAUUUCUCCAUCUUGUUUCUUGUACAUUUAUUGGGGGGGGGGGAAACCAAAGUUCUUUUGUUAUAUAAAAGUGAUAGAGGGUGCACUGGUUUCACAGACCAGAUACCAUAAAAUUAUCCGAGACAUGUGGAGGAAGUGACUCGGUUCACUUGAAGACAAAUUUCCAACAGUGCAAUACCUGAAAGUAUCCAUCUACCCUCCAUUCCUCUUACCCUGCUGAGAGAGGGAUCAUGAAGAAGAGUUGCCACGAGUCCCUAGAACAGAAAGGUCAGUGCUACUGACAGAAGCAAUCUGCCUGCUGGAGGCUUCCUGGCCAUCUCAGAUUCUGUUUGGACCAAUCCAUGCCUUACAGGUGAUAAAGCUGGGUGGCAAAAUCAUAAAGGAUAUUUAUUUUUGCUUUGCUUUGGUGUCAAACUUAGUCUUUAGGCAUGGUGCCUGGUUCAAUCCACCCAUCUUUAAGCUCCUUUCAUACUUGGUAUAAUAUGUGCAUCUUCUGGAGAAUGUGCUGUGCGCUCGCUCUGCCUUCUCUGAGUCUCUUCCAGCAGUUGUCAGUACCCUUCUAUCCAAUCUCUGAGCAUCUCUGCCAGCGGAGAAGUAGGACACAGCCCAGGAUAGAGCUUUAGAGUUGCUGAGAAGGUGCCUCUAUGACAGUGUUGCCUUUGGAUAGACUAGCAAAAGUACAAUGACAGACAAACUGUGUUUGGUAUCCAUGCAACACAGUUUUUACAUUCUACAGUUUAUCUCCAUUGUAGUCUUGAACUACCUUAUGAAAAGUCACUUCUUCCAUUAUUCUUGGUGAUGCAAUUCAGUUAUUAUAUAUUAGUUAUUAAUUCUAUUUUUAUUUUUAUAUCACUAUUGGAAUUUGAGGCAGGGGUGGUAAGUAUAACCACUGACAUUUAUAGAUGAGAAGUCAGUCACUGAAGUAGCAAAUGAAAAACUACAUUUGAACUCAUGUCUGCCUGAUAUUAUAUGUACAAGGGUGUUCAGUGAUUUUAAUUUUAUUCUCCAAAAUUUAACUACAUUUGUAACUCUCUUGUCACCACAAAAACAUAUAUUGUCUUUCUUCUGAAAACAUUAACAAUAUUGAAGCUCAAAAAACAGACAAAUCUAUAAAAUAAAAAUAAGAUAAAACUA